AUGGGAGAGGGUUUCCAAGGAAUGUGUCCGAUGCAACAGGGGCUGAUUCAGCUCGAGUCUCAUACGCCCAUUGAAGCUGAUGUUGCCCGCCAAAUUCCUGCUAUCGCAUACCAAGUCCCGGACAUAGAUGGAAAGGCGAAAAUCAUGGUCAACAGAACUGAUACAAAGCAGAUGAUCGCUUGUGUUGAAGCUCCUCUUAGCAAUGGUAAAACUGUCGACACUAAGGGUGUGGGCUGGGCCACGGCUAUUAUCGCUGGUAUGGGCCUUAUCGCUUCCGCCGUCACCUCUGGCCUCGGUCACUCCAACACUGCUGCUCACGUCGCUGCGAACGCAUUGUCCCUUUUCGGGUAUUUUCAGGCUCAGGCAAUGAUUGGGAUGACUGGUGUAACGCUUCCUCCAAUUGUGGCUGCUUGGACCCAAAAUUUCGACUGGAGUAUGGGCAUAAUAAAGGUCGGGUUCAUGCAGGAGAUCUUCCAUUGGUAUAUUCAAGCUACUGGGGGCAAGCCUUCAAAUAUCUUUGGAUCUCUCUCAGAAGUUUCCGUCCAGAUUAUGAAGAGAAGUUUGCCCGAGCAGACCAGUUCUUUGAUUAGCAGGGCAGCAGCUUAUGUUUGGGGAAUUAAACGGGUUUCGUUCAAAGCUAAAAUUGAGGCUACCAACUUUUUCAUGACAGGUUUGGCGUUUUUGGUCGCUUUCUUGUUUUUUGUUGCUCUCGGUGUUUGCGCUUUCAAGGCAAUAUGCGAGUUUGCAUCUAAAAUGCAGUGGAUCAAAGGAACCAAAUUCCAGGAUUUCAGGAACGGAUGGAUGACGGUUCUUAAGGGGAUCAUGUAUCGCUUGGUCUUGAUUGGUUACCCUCAAAUGGCUAUUCUUUGCCUUUGGGAGCUUACUGUUAGGGACUCUGGCGGUGCUGUUACUUUGGCCAUCUUCUUCUUUUUCUCGAUGACUGGUAUUCUCGCUUGGGCAUCUUUCAAGGUUAUUCGCAUCGCUCAGCGCUCGGUUACCCUUCACAAGAAUCCAGCGUACAUCCUUUACUCCGACCCAGCAGCUUUAAACAGAUGGGGCUUCCUCUAUGUCCAGUUUCGUGCGACCGCCUAUUACUAUGUCGUUCCCGUUUUAUUAUACACGCUUGUCAAGGCGAUGUUUAUCGCAUUUGCCCAGAAUAAAGGACUUGUCCAGGCUAUCGCUUUACUUUUGAUUGAGGUUGCCUACUUGAUCGCUGUGAGCAUUAUGAAGCCGUGGAUGGACAAGCGAACAAACAUCUUCAACAUUUCUAUCUGUGCGAUCAACUUCCUGAAUACCGUCUUCCUCCUUGUCUUCACCGACGUUUUUGGGGGUCCAGGAAUUGUGGUUGGUGUUAUGGGUGUUAUCUUCUUCAUUCUUAAUGCUGCCUUCGCCCUUGUUUUGUUGAUAUUGGUACUUAUCUCAUCGAUCUAUGCCUUGAUCUCGAAAAACCCGGACGUUCGUUACCAGCCCAUGCGUGACGAUAGAGCAUCAUUCAUCAAGUCCAACACCCAGAUGGCGGCGUCAACUGAAUUGGAUGCCCUUGGUGUCACUGCUCGCGGUGAUAAAGGUGGAUACAAGACUAGGGAUUUGGAGGAUGAUGAUGAUUCGUACACCACCAACUCGAUGAACAAAGAGGCUUCUCAGAUUCCUCUGCCGCCAUCGACAGCUGGUUCCCAUGCGCCAAGCCAUCGCCACAUGGACACACCGCCUUCACCAUUAAACCCAGCGGUGCCCAUGUUCCCUACCGCGGGUCACGAUGGUUCAAGGGGACCAUAUAACAGUCAAAUGGCUCAACACUCGAACCAGUUGCCUCUACUGACAACCUCGGGCACCCCUCGAUCACCAAGCCGUAGCGGUGUACCAUCACCUUCAUCACCGGCGCGAUCGCCAGGAGGAUAUGAUUACAGCCAACCCGUACAACGAUCCAACACUGGUGGAUCGAUGAACUGGCAUACAGGAGCUGGCUAUGAUGGCCGUGGUAAUUAAGGUGUAGAUGCGGAGGAUUUUUGUAUACAACGGUCAAACGGGGCGUGCCGUUUGUGUAAUAAGACAGCUACGUGGUGUUUUACUCUCUAACUUUUUCUCUUCCCUUUCCUGUGCCAAAGUCUGUAGUAUUUCUCUUUUUUGUCCCAAUUUUCGGUUCCUUCCUUUUACUAUUUGAAAUUCUAUUCUAUUCUUGUGUA
Molecule: messenger RNA, 2183 nt
Organism: Tuber melanosporum (Perigord truffle)
Lineage: Eukaryota; Fungi; Ascomycota; Pezizomycetes; Pezizales; Tuberaceae
Exons: 5
Coding region: 1-1986 (661 amino acids)
Biological process (GO): fungal-type cell wall biogenesis; transmembrane transport
Source: RefSeq, a predicted model, not a curated record